AUGGAUCAAUCCCAGACAAAAGCCCUCGCUGUGAUCCAACCUUUCAUUCACCUCGCCACGACUACAAAGACUCCUUCCCCGCGUUUCAUUGCUGAACUGAUCAAGGGAGCAAUCUCGGCUCCUGGGGCGUACAUCUUCACCGAACUCCUUUCCGUGCCGGUGAUCCAGAGUUUGAGAGGCACGGAAGCAGAACCAUGGUUGAAGUUGUUGGAGAUCUUCAGUUGGGGGACGUAUGAGGAGUACAAAGCCAAUGCGUCUCUACCACCCCUCGACGAAGCUCAGACCUUCAAGUUACGCCAGCUCAGCCUCCUGACUCUGGCCUCGCCGUUCGCCCCGACCAGCAAGAACACAACAGCCGGUCCUUUGACAUACCCUGGGCUCCUCGCCUCCCUCCUGCUUUCCACCCCGCAAGACCUAGAAUCCUUGAUCACACAAUCAAUCUACUCCGGCCUCCUGACUGCUCGUCUCAGUCCCACGUCAUCCCCACCGACCGUACACAUCAUGUCCGUUGCGCCGCUUCGCGAUCUGCGCCCGCAUUCCCUUCCAAUCCUCUUGCAGAUCCUGCAGACGUGGGAAUCGCGCUGUGCCUCCGUCGUCACCGACCUGGAAAACCAGAUUGCCGCUGUUCGAUCGACGGCGCAACAGAGAGCCAUGCAAGAGAGGGCACGGCAGACUGAGGUGGACUCGCUUGUCCUCAGCAGUGACCGAGCGCAACAAGCAACAAGUGACAAUGGCUUCGCGUCGGAGGCCAGAGGUGGAAAUGGACGUGCCAGUCGCGGUCCUGGUCAACGCCCUCCUAGCAAGCGGGAUCUUGACCAGCAGAUGGAAGGCGAGGGUGACGACGCGGAUGAUGACUACGAGGAGGGCAAGAUGGACUUGGACGAAGGCAUCGGUGAGGGUCCCGGUGGAUUCCCAGCGUCGGGAACGCGAGGCAAAUAUGGUUGGGCUUUACGAGGUGCAAAGCGAAACCGCGGACGAGGGUCAAAGUGA
Messenger RNA from Fonsecaea erecta, 990 nucleotides. RefSeq lists its product as hypothetical. The record is from RefSeq and is a predicted model, not a curated record. Gene Ontology annotation, cellular component: COP9 signalosome. The coding region runs from base 1 to 990 and encodes 329 amino acids. NCBI's taxonomy places the organism in Eukaryota, Fungi, Ascomycota, Eurotiomycetes, Chaetothyriales, Herpotrichiellaceae. The transcript is spliced from 2 exons.